CACUUUCAGCCAUGUGACCAAAACAGAAACAUGGCGGUCUAUACUGCAGUCCGGUUGAGUACGGGGAUGACUUUGAGACUUUCACAAGUUAUACCGGACUGUAGCACAUGUCCACUGUACAGGUUAAAGGCCUGUGUGAACAGUGUAGCUAAUUUACAAAAGAGGGGUUCUUUUGAUAACUUAAGUACGAUAAAUCGACAUUUGCAGACUAGUAUAGGUCUUCGCCGCUGUGAGGAGGGCAGCUCCAAUGCAGAAGACCCAGAGGAUGUGGUAAAUGUGGUGUAUAUAGAUCGGUCUGGUCAGAGGAUCCCAGUUAAAGCCAAAGUUGGAGAUAAUGUCAUGUAUCUGGCUCACAAGCAUGGAAUUGAGCUGGAAGGAGCCUGUGAGGCAUCAUUGGCCUGUUCAACAUGUCAUGUCUAUGUGAGUGAUGCCCAUUUUGACAAAAUACCAGAGCCUGUUGAGCGGGAGGACGACAUGCUGGACAUGGCACCCAUGCUUCAGGUGAACUCGCGGCUGGGAUGCCAGAUCAUUCUCACUCCAGAGCUGGACGGCAUUGAGCUCACCUUGCCCAAAGUCACCAGGAACUUCUACGUGGAUGGCCAUGUUCCCAAAUCUCACUGAGAAGAGGCAUUCACAAUGAGGAGGCGGACUGGAACAAAAUGAGAGUGCUUCACUGCGAGCUUGACAACAUGUGUACUGGAUGAGUGAGAGGGCGACCGUGAAAAGAUGCACGGCUAGGAUACUAAAGCCUGCAGCACCUCUCAAGACAUCUUACUGAUGUACAGAUUCCACAGUUAACCAGUGACAAGACAGGUCUGUAGGUGAGGUCACAUAGGGACAGAUGCUGUGAGUCUUAUCUAAGAUGAAAUUGUUACUUCUGGAAGUAACAAUAAAAAAUGGUUACUUAUACAAACAACUGAUGGUUUAACUGAUCUAUUUAAAAAUGUGAGCAGUUCUCAGUUACCAUUCAGUAUCAUAAGCUAGUCUUUGUUAAAACACCACAGCAUUUGAGAGAUUUUAUAUUUGUGGUGCACAUUGUAGACCAAUUUUUAACAAAGUCCAAUGUUAAAUACAGCAUUCCUUGUUACAACUCAUAUGCACAAGUAUCACAAAAUAAUGUUCUCAGUCAUUUUGGCCGCUCCAUCAUUAUCACCCUCUGUCACUUGUCCGAUGUUGUACACGUAGCAUUUACUUUGAUUUUUAUGAGCAAAGCUCAUUUGUGUCUGUUGCAGUGACUCAUCAAUCAGUAUUCACUGACCUAUAGCUGGCUCUAAAUCAUGAACCUGAGAGUUUUCUUCAGCAUGGUACUAGAGAAGUGUUGGACUCAACCAGUCCUACAGAAGCCAGGUAGAAGAAGGAGAAAUAUCCUAACGAUGUGAAAGACAAACUGACUUAAAGGGUGUGAUUUAUCUAACCAAAAAAAAUCAGAAUUUAGACAGAUGGAGCUUAGAUUUCAUUAAG
This is a messenger RNA of Monopterus albus (swamp eel), 1461 nucleotides long. RefSeq names its product ferredoxin 2 (gene fdx2). Gene Ontology annotation, molecular function: electron transfer activity; 2 iron, 2 sulfur cluster binding. Gene Ontology annotation, biological process: P450-containing electron transport chain. The record is from RefSeq and is a predicted model, not a curated record. The transcript is spliced from 5 exons. Gene Ontology annotation, cellular component: mitochondrion. Bases 31 to 621 code for a protein of 196 amino acids. Lineage: Eukaryota; Metazoa; Chordata; Actinopteri; Synbranchiformes; Synbranchidae.